GGCUCCUGCUCUCCCUCCCAGACUCCACAGGAGCCGGGAUCUGAGGGCUUCCAGGGAUCUCCUAUGACUCACCCACCACUAGACGACCAAUGGAAUCGCUGAUCUCCUCCCGGACACCAUGCUGUCUGCUGGGCCUUGUGGUGCUCUCCACUCUGACCUUCUCCCCGAUCCUGGCCAUUGAAGUUUACACGGACAGAGAGGUGCACGGCACCUUCGGGUCCAAGGUCCGCCUGUCCUGCACCUUCUGGUCCAGUGAAUGGAUCUCCGACGACCUCUCCGUCUCCUGGCAUUACCAGCCCGACAACAGCAGGAAUACGUAUUCGGUUUUCACUUACUCCAAGGGCCAGGCCCAGAUAGAUGACACCGGGAUAUUCAAGGACCGCAUCGAGUGGGUGGGCUACCCCCGGAGCAAGGACGGGUCCAUCGUCCUGCACAAUCUGGAAUAUGGCGACAACGGGACCUUCACCUGCGACGUCAAGAACCCGCCGGACGUGGUGGGAAAGUCGUCCUACGUUCACCUGCUGGUCUAUGACAAAGGCCCGGUCCGCGCAGGCAUAGUCCUUGGCAUCAUCAUUGGGGCUGCGCUGGGGCUGGUGAUCGUCGUGGCCCUCCUGGCAUACCUCAUACGUUACUGCUGGCUGAGGAGGCAGAUGCGGGUGCAGCGGGAGCUCAGGUAG
Molecule: messenger RNA, 677 nt
Organism: Bufo gargarizans (Asiatic toad)
Lineage: Eukaryota; Metazoa; Chordata; Amphibia; Anura; Bufonidae
Gene: MPZ
Product: myelin protein zero
Exons: 4
Coding region: 90-677 (195 amino acids)
Biological process (GO): myelination
Cellular component (GO): membrane
Source: RefSeq, a predicted model, not a curated record